AUGGCAUACAUUGCCCAAAACCUUGGCGAGGAGCAAAUCCGCGUACCGCGUGUGUAUCGGAGCUUUGUGAUUCAAAGUGAAAGCUACCUCGUUAUGCAGUACGUGGAUGGCGAGUCUCUGGACGCAAUCCCAUGGAUGAGCCGACCCCCGGACCAACGUAAAGACAUCAUCAAACAAGCCACGGACGCUGUUCUUGCCCUACGAACACUCGAAGCUAAAGCGCCGGGCCCUGUUGAAAGGUCUGGCUUUCCGACCGGCGGCUUCUUCUCCGACUAUGGAGCCAACACAGUCUUUGCGAAUAUCUCGGAAAUGGAACAGUGGCUCGACCGGAAGUUAAGAAUAUACAACAGACAUGACCAGGCACUCCUCCGUGGCACUAGCUGGAGUCUGUCCGGCUGUUUCAAGACAUUGGUCAUGUGCCACAUGGAUAUUGCCUUGAGAAACUUAAAGCUAGACCGCCAUGGUCGCUUGUGGUUCCUAGACUGGGAAUGGGCGGGUUUUUAUCCGCCAGAAUUUGAAAUCGCUUAUUUGCAUUGCAUUAUAGGAGAAGGUGCUGAUCUCGAGUUCUUUAAAGAUCUCUUACGAGGGCUUGGCAGCUUGGACAGAAACGACGUCGUGGACAAGCUCCAUCAGGUCUACUAUGUUAACAACAGUUGCUUUGCUGCUUCACAUAUUGUUGGCGUGGAUUGUUAG
Messenger RNA from Aplosporella prunicola CBS 121167, 693 nucleotides. RefSeq lists its product as uncharacterized. The transcript has a single exon. Bases 1 to 693 code for a protein of 230 amino acids. NCBI's taxonomy places the organism in Eukaryota, Fungi, Ascomycota, Dothideomycetes, Botryosphaeriales, Aplosporellaceae. The record is from RefSeq and is a predicted model, not a curated record.